Nasonia vitripennis (jewel wasp) is the source of this 4195-nucleotide messenger RNA. Its product is annotated as proton-coupled amino acid transporter-like protein pathetic. The transcript has 8 exons. The record is from RefSeq and is a predicted model, not a curated record. Lineage: Eukaryota; Metazoa; Arthropoda; Insecta; Hymenoptera; Pteromalidae. The coding region runs from base 402 to 1946 and encodes 514 amino acids. Gene Ontology annotation, molecular function: amino acid transmembrane transporter activity. Gene Ontology annotation, biological process: amino acid transmembrane transport. Gene Ontology annotation, cellular component: vacuolar membrane.
UGCCUAGUGUUGCGAGCGAGCGAGCGGCCGGGCCCGAGGCACGACUCUCUCAAAUCUCUUUUCUCUCUCUCUCUCUCUCUCUCUCUCUCUCUCUCUCUCUCACUCACUCACUCUUUCUCUCUGUUUUCUGCUCUGUCGCCGCUCUGCUCUAGUACGGUUCAUGCUCUCCGCCACUGCGGACAUACACACACGUGCGGAUCCCAAAAGCCUCGCUCGCAACAUACUAUUGUACAGUGCUGAAUUGUCUGCUUCGGAGAUUCUCAUCUGUAUAGUGCUCGAGGGAAAUUUCGAAAAAAAACAGUGCGGAGUGCGAUCCUGUGAGCGAGAGAGAAAGAGGAAGAGGAAAUCUUCUUACGCUCUUGGAGCUUUCAACCUGUGACAACGACUUGCAAAUUUCCAGGAUGGGCAAGAAGGAGGAAGCAAACGAGGCUCCGGGAGAGCAGAUGCGAGACUUCAGCAGCACAACUAAAAUAGCACCGGUGAUUGGCCAAUACCACGAGAAGGAUGAACUCUACGACCCGUUCGAUCACAGAGAUAAGAAGCAUACGACCUCGGACGUCGGUUCGGCGACGCAUCUGAUCAAGUCGUCGCUGGGCACGGGUAUCCUGGCGAUGCCCAGUGCCAUAAAGAACGGCGGUCUGCUGGUCGGCGGUAUCGGCACCAUCAUCAUCGGUAUCCUGUGCUCCCAUUGUGUGCACAUCCUGGUGAGGUCAUCGCACGUGCUGUGCCGAAGGACGAAGACGCCUCAGAUGACGUACGCCGAGACGGCCGGCGCGGCCUUCGAGUCUGGCCCGCUGGCGGUGAGAAAGUACGCUGCCUUCGCCAAGAACCUCGUCAACUGGGCGCUUUGCGCUACCUACGUAGGCGGCGCCUGUGUUUAUAUAGUAUUCAUAGCGGACGCCAUCAAAGUGUUGGGCGACGAGUACAGCGGUAUCGACAUACCGAAGCGAACGUACAUGCUCUGCCUGAUCCCGGCUGUGGUUCUGCUGGGCCAAAUUCGUCACCUGAAAAUCCUUGUUCCGUUCUCGGUGAUCGCCAACAUGAGCUUGACCAUCGGCUUCUCCAUCACGCUCUACUACAUAUUCAGCGAUCUCAAACCACUGAGCGAAAUCCACUACGUGUCGACUUGGGCGCAGAUGCCCAAGUUCUUCGCGACCGUCAUCUUCGCGAUAGAAGGAAUCGGCACCGUGAUGCCGAUCGAGAACAGUAUGGCCAAUCCAAACCACUUCAUCGGCUGCCCAGGUGUCCUCAAUAUUUCCAUGACCGUCGUCAUCUCGCUCUACACGAUGAUGGGAGUCUUCGGUUACUUGAGCUUCGGCGAUGACGCCAAGGGCAGCAUUACGCUCAAUUUGCCGCCUGGAGACAUCCUUGCUCAGGUCGUCAAUAUCCUGAUCGCGCUGGCUGUCAUACUCACUUACGGACUCCAGUUCUUCGUCCCCUUGGAGAUCAUCUGGAACUCCAUCAAGCACAAGUUCAGCCACAGAUGGGAGGUACUCGGAGAGACCGUCAUGAGAAUCCUGAUGGUACUUCUGACAGUGAGCGUGGCCAUGUUGGUCCCCAGACUGGAGCCGUUCAUCUCGUUGGUCGGAGCCAUAUUCUUCUCUUUCCUCGGCAUCUUCAUCCCGGCCGUCGUGGAGACCGUCUCCUGCUGGGAGUGUCACCUCGGCACCUGCAACUGGAGGCUGUGGAAGAACUGCUUCCUCGCCUUGGUUGCCGUCUGUGCUCUCAUAUCCGGUACCUGGAUCUCACUGCUGGACAUCAUCUCCCUCUACACGACCCCCGCGUCUGGACUGGUGGACAGUGGUAACAAAACCAUCGUCAACGCAGCCGUCCAGACGAUCUUGUCGACGACGUUGGGAGUAAUCAACAGCACGACAACAUUAAGCCCCGUCGACUUAACGACUACCGUCAGUCCCGUUGACGUGAUAACGACACUUUUACCUUGAGCUUGAGUCGUUCGAUUACGCGUGUGUACAUUCGAAUUUUAAGACGGAUCAACCUUUCGAUGGCUUUCUAUUACUCCGUUAUAUAGCUUUGUAAAUAUUUUAGGUUUAAUCUUAGGUCUAUUAAUGUUUCACGUGAACGCAUAUGGGAUGCAGAACUACGUAUUUUGAGAAUAUCGGAAACGCUAUUUGAAAGGGUAAAAGAGAAGAGAUCUCGACGUCAUUUUAAUCAUUUAAUCGUAUCUUAGCAGUACAGCCACCGCUGCUUCUCAUUCUCAUCUUAUCAUUCGCUGGUAAUUUUUUUUUUCUAAUUUAUUGAAUAAUUUUAGAUUUACGUACGUGUGGAAUAAAAUUAUUUAUUUGAAAUUCGGAAUCUACUUAUACACUGUGACUUUAGUCGUCGAUUCGAUGCUUGAAAAAAAAAAUUGUCUAAAAUCAUUCAAGAACGGUAUUUUUAUUGUAAUUUAUUGUAGUUAAUAGCAUGACUAUUGAGCCGCUUUCAUUUCUAACUAGAUAUACUUAACUCGCCACACACAUUACACAAAUUUCCGUAGCACAGCACAGUUAUAACGUAACAGAUAUAACCCAAUGAUAAGCGAUCAUGACACUUCAGUAUGAUAGAUUUUAGUGAGCAGCAAAAAUGUUUAACCCUUCUAGUAUAUUUCUUGUCGAUUUCGAGUAAAAAUUCCGAGUUGAAAGUAUUAACACUGCAAUGUUGACAAUUUUAGUGCGAAAAUUUUUCGAAAAUUGAUAUGCUUUAUGAUGAAUCCAGUGAUUAAAAGGGUUAAAUCGUGAUCAAAUAUGUAUUUAGAUUAAGCUUUCGAUAAAUUGUAUAUGUAUAACCGACAUCGCGAUGAGUGAAAUCGUUCGAUCGUUCAAACGACUUUGAACUUUCAGUGACUUCCAGUUUCGUAUAAGGCUCCGAAGCCUAGACAAAAGCUAUCCAAGGCGGCAGACAUAAAAAUGCUUCGAGAAUACUUCGGAGGACAAGUCGAGAAACGCGGAUAACGCAUUGUACUUACAAUCGUACAUAAUUUCGUCAUUGCGUCUUUUGUCCAUUGACAAAAAUUAUUGUUCUUUUUAUACUUGUGCUAAGUCUAAUUGCUUCGGAUAAGUAUGAUAUGUGCUGAGAUUAUAUGAUAUGCGUCCGCAACGAUGUAGAGCAGGGUUUUAUCUUAUAUGCGUUAAUGCGUCGAGUAAAUAGCUUCGAUGUAGCUUUUGUAAAUAAAUUAUUACUGUAAUUAUAACUAAGACAAUCAUUUACUAUAUAAAUGUGCGCUUCGCAGUACUUAUCUUUUUUUUUUUUGUAUAUUUGUGACUAAUUGUUUCAUACAAUGUUGCGCAAAAUUUUUAAAUUAAACGUGAUUAUAGAAAUGAAAAAUAUUGUAUGUACAGGUUACAUGAUGAUGUUGUAUUGUUAAAAAGUAAUUAAUAUAUGAACAUCUCAGUUCUGUUUUUACAAAAUACGGAUUUUUUAUUUCUCGUCAUCCAAAUAUCUGAUGUAUUUACCAAAGAAAAUGAAUCCGAGUCGAAAAUUAUAUUAUAUCGACUACUAAAAAAACUAAAGUAUCGUUCAAUCGCGUCGCCGUCCAGCUCGAUCAGAGAAUCAGCUACUGUAUUGGCGAUUCGAAUUUCGCGCGCAUAACGCAUUACCAAAAACCCGCGGAGUAUAGUUGCCGCAUGGGCCGCUGUGCAGGAAAAGGGCGCUCUGAGUCGGAACUCGCAUCAAGUUCAAUUUUUUUGUAUACACCCAGAUAACAACGUGUCGGCACAGAGACGUCCCCGUGACGGCACGAGAUGGCGGCAUCCACGACAGCACGCGACGUCCAGCUGCCGCAGCACAGAGACGGCACGUGACGGCACGGCGAGACAGCACGACGUGCCGUCUCUGUGCCGUCUCUGUGCCAGCAGAAAACGCUACCGGCGGGGAGCGAUUUUAUCGCAUAUAAAAAUAACGCUAAAUAAAAAUUAGUUAGAACGCAUAACUAAGCAUCUACAUCAUAAAUAAUUAAUAAAUUUUGUUAUAUAGUAUAAAAAAAAUUUUAUUUAAGAAAAAAAAAUCUGCCGGGUGUAGGGCUGGAACUCACGAUCUUUGGAUCAGAAGUCCGAAGCUCUAGCCUCUGAGCCACAACUCUUCUUACAAUUUGAUGCACAAUUGCACCUAAUAAUCAUCGCUAAUAAUUAGAAUUAUGUAAUAAAAUAAUGUUUAAAUGUAAUUCGGUUUGGAGAGAAUAAAAAAAGUAAUAAAUGUA